AUGGCAUCUACAUCAAAGAAAAGGAAGGAGAAAGCACCUGAUAAGUCAUACAUUCAAGAUGAAGAAUCUGAUGACGACAUGCUUAAUUUAAUCUUGUUGGACUUCGAACUAGAGACCUUCAAACCAACAUCUAAUGAGUCGAAUGAUUUGUUUCUCAACUUAUUAUGUGAUGAUAACUACAAUGGGUGGGGCAUGGGAGAUGAAGGCACUGAUGACCACAAUGAUGCUAAUGAGCAAUGUCAUUUUGAAGAUAAAAAAGGAGUUUAA
Messenger RNA from Lactuca virosa, 267 nucleotides. Lineage: Eukaryota; Viridiplantae; Streptophyta; Magnoliopsida; Asterales; Asteraceae. The record is from the annotation of a GenBank genome assembly.